CGGACCCAGAACGCUGCGCUCGCGGCCGCGGGGAGACCGGAUCAUGUACCGGUGCCGCGGAGCUGCUUUGGCCGCGACGGGGCUCAUCUGGAGCGGGAGCAGCUCGGCGAAGCGGCUCGGCCGGGCUGCGUGGAGCACAGCCUCCAGGAUGGGGAACACCACAUCAUCGCCUUUAGGGAAGUCAUCAAGUACUCCUGUGAAACAGAUCCAGCAAACAAUUUCUGAUAAUUGUGUGGUGAUUUUCUCAAAAACAUCCUGUUCUUACUGCAAAAUGGCAAAGAAGAUUUUCCACGACAUGAAUGUUAAUUAUAAAGCUGUAGAGUUGGACAAGCUUGAAUACGGGAACCAGUUUCAAGACGCCCUUUGCAAAAUGACAGGAGAGGGCACGGUCCCACGGAUUUUCGUCAAUGGAACUUUUAUUGGCGGUGCAGCUGACACACAUCGGCUACACAGGGAGGGGAAGCUUCUGCCGAUGGUUCACCAGUGUUACUUAAGACAGAAUAAGAGGGAGGAGUGUCAGUGAUGUGCCCCGACUCCCCAUCGUCUGCUCUGAGACCCAGCGAUAAUGCCAUAGCUCCUCUUACACACUGCAGGAUGAUUGUGAAUCACCUUAACCAACAGUGAAGAUAACCAAAGAUAAAUUGUUGUGGAAACUUC
Dipodomys ordii (Ord's kangaroo rat) is the source of this 657-nucleotide messenger RNA. RefSeq names its product glutaredoxin 2 (gene Glrx2). The record is from RefSeq and is a predicted model, not a curated record. The coding region runs from base 44 to 523 and encodes 159 amino acids. The transcript is spliced from 4 exons. Lineage: Eukaryota; Metazoa; Chordata; Mammalia; Rodentia; Heteromyidae.